Aphanomyces astaci is the source of this 2912-nucleotide messenger RNA. RefSeq lists its product as hypothetical. The record is from RefSeq and is a predicted model, not a curated record. NCBI's taxonomy places the organism in Eukaryota, Oomycota, Saprolegniomycetes, Saprolegniales, Verrucalvaceae. The transcript has 11 exons. Bases 13 to 2781 code for a protein of 922 amino acids.
AGAGCAUCAAGCAUGUCCUUCUUCACGCCGCCGCUAAAGCAGAAAUCUGCGCAUGCGCAAGCACAUGAUGCGGUGUCGUUCACGUUGAGUCAAGGCAAGAAAAAGCGCUCGAUGAAGCAGCUCAACAUGGCCGACGACGAUGAAAACGACCCCAAGGUGUUUACUGCGAUCAACUCACUUGGAAGCAUCCAAGACGACAGCUCAAGUGGUAGCGACAGCGAAUGCGAGGUUUUCUUCGACGCCAAGCCAUCCCAAGCCGACGCAGUGCACGCCCACACCCCCAACAACUUUGCUCUGGACUUUCAGGUGUCGUCUGUGGCCGUGGAUCGCGCGGGACGAUUCGUUGUCGCGGGGUUCAACAACGGCACCAUUCGGCUGUACCCGCUCAGUGGUUGCUCGACUGCGCCAGUCGUCGUGGGGUCGCUCGAGACGGACGCCACGGCGUCCAUUGACGAAAACAAGCUCGUGUUCCGCAAGGGGGUCGUGCUCGAACACAUUUCAGCCAGGGGCAUGUACACGCAACUUCGAGUGAAUGUGGUCAUUCCAGAUGACGGACGGUUCAUCUUUGCCGGCGUGUACCGCGGGUCCACGGAAAUCCUCGUGAUAGACAUCGACUCGAUUCGACUACCCACGGACGUCGUGGGGGUUCCCACGGCCGAAGUCAACACGCACUCGUAUAGCGACGCCAAGCUUCGAGGAUUCGGCGCUGUGCGCGCCAUGCCCAGUAGCCAACCCUCGUCACUUGUCACGACAGAGUACCAAGUCCUGUGUGGUCUCGGCAUCAAGAACUUGCACCUGUGGCGGUUUUACUGGGACCCUACUUGCCGCGACGACGACUCCAAGUGGACGUGGCAGUGCAUAUUCGACCGCCAAACCAAUGGCAUUUCACUAGAGUAUUUGGCUUUCGGGGCAGCCCCGAAUCAAAUCAUUUCCAAGUCGGAGCACCAAUCCAUACGCGUGUGGACGAUCGACGAGACGGCCGACGCCAUGACGUUUGACUUUGACGACAUCAAGCAAACUCAGGACACGGUGCAAGUGUGCGGACAGUAUGCAUUUGGUGGACAGGAACGUCUGGCCAUGGUGAGCCUCGACACGGCGCAACGCAUUGAGCUGGACCUGCCAUCGUCUGUGGCGCCCACUGCGCGGCCGACCCUCAACAAUCGCAAGCGGCAGCUGCGUACAGUGACCUUGUUGUGCGGCGUUCCCGACGGCAUUACGCUGGGCGUGUGCUCGGACGGAAGCGUAUUUGCACAUGACAUGGCCGGCGAGUCGGGGCUUGGCAUUCAUUGUCCCCCUGCCCCCGUGACGGGCUACGACACAUUCUACAAAGAUCAGCCGUCACCGCUGUUGAGCUUGGUGCCGUGCGACGGAUCGACCACCGAUGACGACGACGGCAAGCAAUGGAAGGUUGUCAUGGCCAACUCGACGCAGCUGCAAGUGUUGUCGCUCAACGAAUUCCUCCACUUGCCACCCACGACCAGAGUCGUGCCGGCGCCAAAGCCACCGAAAUCAGCCCCCCAACGCAAAAAACAACCCUCCAAGAAGCGGGUGCCACCUGUCCAACUCGACCAACAGGUGGACUCGACAAAGGUCAAGAAGGCGGCGCCUGCCACCGUCCAAAGCAAGCCGCCGCAGCCGACCGUACCCCAGUGGAGUUACAACGUCGUGGUCACGUCGACCCCUGACCCCAAAAAGCGCAAAGACGCAACCCCCACACUGCUGCUAACCACCCCCGAGCCCAAGAAGCGAAAGCAGCAGCCAGUUGUAAACUCCGACCUGAUCGUCAACACGAGCGCGGUCAAGCCAUCAGUCGUCACCGCCGAGCCGCGUGAAGAACACACCAAACCGGCAAUUACCCCCCACACUUCCCCAGAGAAACCACCACCGGUCGUAGUACCACGCAUCGUCCAGACCAGCUGCUUGUACCGCACCCCCGAGCCCAAGAAAUCCAAAGCAGCCCAAGUGCUAUCGCCCGUCGUGUCUAUUUCGCCGUCGUCGUCGCCUUGCGUCCGCACGCCGCUCCCGUCGACUCCACCAGCGACAAACAACUGGUCGCCGUUUGUUAUUCCUAAGAAAACCAAGGCGCCAGCGUUCACCCUGGACGAGCCACCACAAUCCAUCGUGACUGUGCCACAGCAAGAAGAAGAACCGACGGCGCCCAAAUCCACUGGGAACGCCCCCGUCGGAGUGCAAUGCCCAUCGCCGCUUCUGCCCCAUGUCGAGCCCGUGAUUUCCACACCUGCAACGGCCCGCGAGCCAAAGUUAUCGCCAACAGUUGCCAGCCUCGCCACCACCCCCCAUCCCAUUAUUCCCCACGACAUGUCAGCAGCAUCACCGCCGCCACCACAUUCAGACCACACGGUCAACACGUGCGGGGUGCGGCGCCGGUCCUUGUUGAUGCAAGUCACGACUCUGCAACUGGACGAUCACCUGGAUGCCAAACGACCUCUCCCCACGGACGUGGCCGUCGCUACUACCCAGCGCUUUGCCAAGGAACGCUCGGACCUCAUGAGUUCGUUUCAAGGCGCGCACCGCCAACUCGUUCGACUCGUGUGCACGCAAAUGCAUCGCCAACAGGACCCUGUGUCGAUGGAUCGCAUCGACCUCGACGCCGUGCGCGAGAAGUUCCAACUGGACGUGAGAAACUUGCUGGGGAUGCAGCAACUCGAAGCGGAUGCGCUGCAUGCGUCGCACGUGAUGCAGUGGAGCGUGCUCGGUCUGGACGGCUUCGACAUGCCGCGGCUGGUUCCGACUUUUCCUGUCCCCCGGCUCUUUGGCUAAGCCCAAUGGCGGCGUGUAACUUAAUAUGACGAAAACAACCCGUGGCGAUAAUAAUACUCAUAUCCAACGACCACAACGGGCCCCAUUAUUGUACUCUAUUGUGUGUAAAACCCAUUGUAAUCCAACCGCGU